Messenger RNA from Danio aesculapii, 2113 nucleotides. RefSeq lists its product as uncharacterized. The transcript has 10 exons. The record is from RefSeq and is a predicted model, not a curated record. NCBI's taxonomy places the organism in Eukaryota, Metazoa, Chordata, Actinopteri, Cypriniformes, Danionidae. The coding region runs from base 154 to 2004 and encodes 616 amino acids. Gene Ontology annotation, molecular function: long-chain fatty acid-CoA ligase activity; long-chain fatty acid transmembrane transporter activity.
UGUACAAGUGCACGAGGGCGCGCGUGUGUUCCUCCUGAGCUCAGAGCAGUGUGUGUGUGUGUUUGUUUUUUUUGUGUGUGUGUGAGUGUUUGCGUGUGUUUGUGUGUGUGUGUGUGUGUGUGUGUGUGUUUGUUUGUUUUUGUGUGUGUGUGUAUGAUGCUGUUCCUCCUGCUCCUCGUGCUGCUGGUCCCCCCGCUGCUCCUCCGGCGGCUCUUCCCGCUCCUCUGGCCGGAUCUGCUGUAUCACACGCGGCUGCUGCGGGCGCUGCUCCGCUUCGAGUCCCGGCGGCGGAGGCGGCCGGUGUUCCUUCCGGUGGACCGGUUCCUGCAGCAGGCGGAGGCGCGCCCGCACAAGCCCUUCAUCCUGUUCGAGGGUCAGACGCUGACCUACAGAGACGCGGACCGGGAGAGCAACCGGAUCGCGAACGCGCUGCAGCGGGAGUGCGGAAUGCGCGCGGGAGACACGGCGGCGCUCUUCAUCACCAACCAGCCCGCCUUCAUCCUCUGCUGGAUCGCGCUCGCUAAACUGGGCUGCGCAUGCGCACUGCUCAACACCAGCAUCCGGGAGAGCAGCCUGAUCAGGAGCUUCCGGUGCUGCAGAGGCGCCAGAGUGCUGAUCGCUUCCGCAGACCUGCAGGCGGCGGUGCAGCAGGUGUGUGUGCAGCUGCAGCAGGAUGGAGUGUGUGUGUUGAUGAUGGCGGAGUGUUCAGGGAUGAAGAGUCUGAGCAGAGCAGCGCAGGAGAGUUCAGACACAGCCGUACCUGCAGCAGUCAGAGCCCACCUGACAUACAACACACCUGCAGUCUACAUCUACACCUCCGGCACCACAGGUCUCCCUAAAGCUGCAGUGAUCACUCAGACGCGUCUCCUGGCCGCUCUCGCUGUGCUGCCGUCGAAUGGCGUCACACACACGGACGUGCUUUACGUGACGCUGCCUCUGUAUCACACCGCAGGCUUCCUCAUCGGCUUCAUGGGCUGCGUGGAGACAGGCUCCUCCAUGGUUCUCCGCCGUAAGUUUUCAGCGUCUCGGUUCUGGGACGAGUGUCGGGCUCACGAGGUCACGGUGGUGCAGUACAUCGGGGAGAUCCUGCGAUACCUCUGUAACACACCACAGAGGGCUGUUGAUAAGCAUCACGCGGUGCGGUUGGCUAUCGGGAACGGCCUGCGCUCGGACGUCUGGAGGGAGUUUCUGCAGCGCUUCGGUCAGAUGGAGGUGCGGGAGUUCUACGCCUCCACCGAGGGGAACAUCGGCUUCGUCAACUACACCGGGAGACUGGGAGCUGUGGGACGGGUCAGCUUCCUGCACAGGAUGGCGGUCCACUACGCCCUCAUUCAGUACGACACUGAGCGAGAAGAACCGGUCAGAGACUCCUCAGGCCACUGUGUGGAGGUGCCUAAAGGACAGACGGGGUUACUGGUGUCCCAGAUCACACACAUGGCUCCAUUCGUGGGUUACGCACACAACGAGCAGCAGACGGAGAGGAAGAGGCUGCGGGAUGUCUUCAGGAGAGGCGACGUGUACUUCAACAGUGGAGAUCUGAUGAAGAUCGAUCAGGACAACUUCAUCUACUUCAUUGAUCGAGUGGGAGACACGUUCAGGUGGAAGGGAGAGAACGUGGCGACCACUGAAGUCUCGGACAUCAUCAGUCUGCUGGACUUUGUGGAGGAGGCCAAUGUUUAUGGUGUUUGUGUUCCAGGUCAUGAGGGACGCAUAGGGAUGGCAGCAGUAAAACUGAAGGACGGAUCAGAGUUUGAGCACAAACAAAUGUUUGAGCAUGUCUGCAGACUCCUGCCCGCUUACGCCAGACCGCGGUUCAUACGCAUCCAGAGCUCAAUGGAGCUGACCAGCACUUUCAAACAGCUGAAGCUGAAGCUAGUGGAGUCCGGGUUCAAUCCCAGCAUGACCUCUGACCCCAUCUACUUCCUGUGCGAGCACGAGCGGACCUACGUCCCCCUGACCCCCAGCAUCUACCAGCAGAUCCUAGCGCACAGCAUCAAACUCUGAUUACUGCCACAUUACUGAUGCUGAUAGAUAAACUCUGUAAGAAAUCAACGUACACACAACGAAAUGUAGACAAUAAAGCAGAUGCAGAGAAAUAAACCUUUAAAUAAAG